GCGGUAGUGACAAUGCCAGUUCCUCGCGGGCGAGUUGGAGUCGAAGGCGACUAUCGAGUGAGACGAGCUGCUGCCAGCCCUGGCUCAUCGUGUAGUGCCUAGUGAAACGACAUGACGGGCUCGCGGCUGAGACCCGCGUACUUCGUGGGCCUCUUCCUGGUCCUUCUAGUCGUCGCCUUACAGGGAGUGCAAAGCGAAGAAGAGCUAGAAGUGCCGCCAGAGGAUCUAUGUCGACCGUACAUUGAGAAAGCGUUGAAGGAUCUCGGUACAGGAUCUUUGGAGCAGACCAGUGCCGAGGCUGGGACCGACGCCGAUAAAGAGAGUCAAGAAGAUGAUGGGAGACCUGCGAGUGAAGAAGAUGGUGAGCCAGCAACCGAUGUUUCGAAAGAAGAUUUGGCAACAGACGAGGAUAAACAAGAGUCGGUAGAAGCUGAAGGUGCAGAGAGCGCCGAACAAGCUGAAGAUGAGACUGACAAAGCAUCCGCUGAGGCUGAUCGAAGUAUCGAAGCUGCUGGAGAAGAGAGCGCUGAAGCGGGUGAAUCUGCAGGAGAUGAAACUGAGCAGCCAGAAGAGAAGUCUGGAGAAGCAGACGAAGGAACGGAGGAAGAGAAAGGAGAGUCUGGUGAACAGGCAGCAGAAGGAGCCGCAGACUCGGGUCAAGACGAGGGAACCGAGGAGGAGAAGGAUGAAAAAUCUGGAGAGGAGGAAGGACAGGUAGACGAAGGAAAAUCGGAGGAGGGCGCACAAGCGGAUGCUGAAAAGUCUGAAGAGGAAGCUCGAGCGGAAGCUGAAAAGUCUGGAGAAGAAGAAGAUCAGGCGGAUGCUGGAAAAUCCGACGAAGCGCAGGCCGAGGGAGAAUCGGCUGAAGAAGCGAAACUCGACGAGAAAAAAUCCGACGAAGAAGCCAAGACCGAGGAGGUGAAGUCUGACGAAGAGAAGGCUGAAGACGAGGCGACCGAUUCGAAGACGGAGGAAGAGGACGCGGAAGGAGGUGAGAAAGCAGAGGAGGAAGGUGAAUCGCAAGAGAAACAAGCGAGCGCUGAGGAGGCGAAGGAGGAGAGCACCGAAGGUCAGGGCGAGAGUGCAGAGGGUCAAGUAGAGGAAGAAGCGAAAGAAAGUGAAGAAGCUAAGGAAGGUAAGUCAGAGGAAGAGGCGGCUAAAUCGGCGGAAGAAGAGGAAGCGGAAAAAUCUGGUGAAAAAGAGACUGAGGAAGAGAAAGAAGGUGGUGAGGAAGGUAAAUCUGCGGAAGAAGAAGAAGAAGGAAAGUCUGUAGAAGAGGAAGCCGAGAAACUGAAAUCUCGUGCUAGACGAGAAGUUGAAGGUGACAAGGAUGGUGAAGACUCUGAGGAACCAGGUCAGAGCGAGGAGGAAGAACCUACGCCUGAGGAAGAUUUGAUUCAGGAGAUAGUAGUACCGGAGAACUUGCGACCACGUGAGCAUAUUAAUCAAUUAUUGAAGCUCGAUGAGGAGAACGAAGAGAAGGAACGUUCCAUCCAGAAUGCCGCAGAUAUUGUGCUGAAAGAACUGAAGAGGGUAUACGAUAGCGCGAUCCAACCGUUGGAAUCUCUGUAUAAGUACAGAGACUUGAGUAACAGACACUUUGGUGAUCCAGAAAUAUUCUCCAAGCCAUUAGUUCUUUUCAUGGGUCCGUGGAGCGGUGGGAAAUCUUCCAUCAUAAACUACUUGCUCGAUAUCGAGUACAGGCAGACGUCGUUAAGGACAGGUGGUUUGAGAGAGUGCUUAGAGGAGCAAUGCAAAACGCCAAAUGGAAAUGACACAGGAGCCGAGCCAUCUCCGGCCUACUUCAAUAUCAUAAUGCACGGAGAGGAAGAGGAAAUCCUCGAUGGCACGCAGCUCGCCGCUGACUGGACUUUCUCCGGAUUGCAAAAAUUCGGCCAAGGAUUGCUCGAUCGUCUCAAGGGUUUACGACUCGACAAUAAGUUACUAGAAAAAGUCAAUAUCGUCGAGAUACCAGGAAUCUUAGAAAUUCGAAAACAAGUCCAACGUUUGUUCCCGUUUAACGAUGCGUGUCAAUGGUUCAUCGACCGUGCGGACAUAAUAUUUUUAGUGUACGAUCCGUCGAAAUUGGACGUCGGGCCAGAAACAGAGGCGAUCCUUGAUCAAUUGAAGGGAAGGGAGCAUCAGACACGCAUCAUUCUUAACAAAGCUGAUCAAGUGAAACCGGAGGAAUUAAUGAGAGUGCAAGGCGCUCUAAUAUGGAAUAUAUCACCGCUGAUGUCCAGCGCUGAGCCACCAAUAAUGUACUCCACAUCAUUGUGGUCGUUACCGUACGAGGCUGGUGCACCCACUAGAUUACUGUAUGCUCAGGAACGUGCAUUCCUACGCGACUUGCGUACUGCCAUUGACAAACGAGUCGAGCAUAAGAUAGCCAGCGCCAGGAGAUUCGCUGUGCGAGUGCGCAAUCAUGCUAAAAUGGUAGACUGCUAUCUAACCACAUACUAUAAUCACAAGACAUUCUUUGCAAACAAGAAGGAUAUCAGUGACAAGAUCAUCGAGAAUCCUCAAGAUUACCAUAUCUACGAGGGCUUAAGUACACUGAAGAAUAUAUCACGCUAUGACUUGCCAGAUCCGGACGUCUACCGAGACUUCUUCCGAUUGAACGUUCUCUACGACUUCCCUCUACUAAGCUCCACGUGCACGUACUUCCGUGGAUGCCCGAUCAACAGACUCGACGUCGCCAUUGCCUACGAUUUACCAGAGCUCGUAGGCAAAUACAAGAAAUCCGUAGAGCAAGUCAUACACGAGUCUGAGACAAGUCCUCCUAGUUGAGUACAAUCCAACAUUCUGAAGCAGAGCUCUUGAUAUACCCGUAUGAGGUAUGAGGUGAGAGCAAAUUGUACAAAACAAAAAGCGAAUGAGUGAAAGGAAACAAACAUUAGUGUAAGUUCAUUUACUUGAAACAGUACAGAGACCUUUCUUUCCUGAAACAGCGAGAAAAUUAAAAGAAGUAGGGUUGGAUCACCCGCCUUUAGGUAAAAGAGAAAAAGAAUAAAAAACCCAAAAAAAAUCCAACAGGAUUUUAGACAAAGAGAAGAAUGUGAAGCCUUGAACAGAAUUCUCCUGAAACACAACAUAGCGCGAUACACUGAACAGUUCAUUUAAAGAUGAGAAGAGACAGUUUCGGAGUACGAAGAUAUACUGUUGGUUUUAUAGGUAAACAACAUGGAUAUUGGUGACACUAUGAAGGAAACGAUACAUUCGUCAUGGUACGCUUAACGUAGGAUUAAGUGUACUUGUGAAUUGGAAUGAAUCGAAGAUUUCAAGAUACUUGUGUUGGGAAGACAGUACGAGUGUUACCAUUCCGAUCUAAAAAAAAAAAAAAAAA
This is a messenger RNA of Habropoda laboriosa, 3346 nucleotides long. RefSeq names its product sarcalumenin. The transcript has 10 exons. Lineage: Eukaryota; Metazoa; Arthropoda; Insecta; Hymenoptera; Apidae. The coding region runs from base 112 to 2790 and encodes 892 amino acids. The record is from RefSeq and is a predicted model, not a curated record. Gene Ontology annotation, molecular function: GTP binding.